ACGAGGUUAAUGAGUUUUUUAUACUCAUUCAAUAAUUUUUUAUAAAGUUUUGUUGUUCUUCUGACAACAUUAACCUAAUAUUAAAAACGUAAAUAUUAUUUUAACAUGAAUCGACGUUCUGAAAAAGUGAAAAAGAUAAGAUAUUGGGCUGCAUGUGUUGUCCAAGAAAAUGGCACAGAGUGGAAAACCAUUGUGCCCUGCCCAUGGGUUGAUACUUUAAAUCAGCAAAUCUUCUGGCCACUAAAUGAAUCUAAGUCUUUAGAUUUCUAUUUUAAACAACAUGAAUCGCCUGAGCUUACUUGGGUGACAUACCCAAUAGUGGAGUUUUUGCUUCACCAAGGCACUCGCGAGGAAGCACAGGAGUUGGUUGAUUUUGCAACUACAGCUGAGGAUGUUUCAUCUUCUGAUGAUGGCAACGGUUCAUCUAUGCAAAAAAUUAAGUAUACUAAUUCAAAGCAAGACAAAGAUAAAAAAGCAGCACACCCACACACCACACACCCUGCUUUAAUUGUAUCACCAUCUUCUGGUGGAACUAACAGAGAAGAACUUUUAGAAACCUCUCCUCUUUCAUGCUCUGCUAGCAAAAGUAGAUCAUCUCGUAAAACAUCCUUAAUUACUUUUGCUGAUGGUGGAGCCGGAUUCAAGGAGAUGACAAAUAAACAGUUUCAGUAUGUUAUGUUAAUGAAAUUGGAACAAUUAGAGGAUAACCAAAUCCAGAUUACAAAUUCAUUAGCAUCUCUAGUUAAUGGUGGUAAUGGUGAUGCAAGUGUUGUAGUGGAAGACAUGCAACCUAUGCUAUCAAUUGAAGAGUUCGACAUAGAGGAAAUAAAACUUCAAAAUAAAACAUACCGAGAUAAAAAGAAAAUAGCUAUAAAGACACUAGGAGGUAAGGAUUUGCGAGCAUCUGUAAGGCUUGCAUUAGAUGCUUUAAUGGCUCGUGAAGUCCAAAACCUAUUUAGCAAGGAUGGAAUAUCCGGGAAAAAAGCAUUUUCAAAGACAAUGCAUUAUCGUUGCUUGCUCGUAAAUAUAAACAAUUCAGAGCUAAAGAGUGAAGUAAAAAGAAAAUACUUUAAAGAUUUUGGAGUUGAAAGUCUUUUGGGCCUAAAUGAUAGUACAAUGGUGUCUAUCAAAGGGGCCACUGGGGUUGGUGAGCCAGCUUUCAUUUGCAGAAAGGGCUAUUCUGCUAUAAAUUGCCAAAUUGUUGUUGAUCCGGACGGGCAGUUCCGAGAUGUUGUUAUCAAAUUUUCGGGAUCAUGUUACGAUUCUUUGAUUUAUUCAAAUUCAACUUUGAAACAGACAUUGGAGGUUGAUCCAGCUUCAGGGUUUCUUUUUGGUGAUUCAGGCUAUGGGUUAUCACAUGUCGUGAUUACUCCAUUUAAUCCUCUAUUAAACCCUGAAAAAAUAUUUUAUAACAAAAUCCACUCAAGGGUUCAAAGUGAAAUAGAACGUUCUUUUGGACGUCUUAAAAACCGAUAG
Messenger RNA from Hydra vulgaris (swiftwater hydra), 1476 nucleotides. The record is from RefSeq and is a predicted model, not a curated record. Lineage: Eukaryota; Metazoa; Cnidaria; Hydrozoa; Anthoathecata; Hydridae.